Plasmodium vinckei vinckei is the source of this 600-nucleotide messenger RNA. RefSeq names its product conserved Plasmodium protein, unknown function. The transcript has 4 exons. NCBI's taxonomy places the organism in Eukaryota, Apicomplexa, Aconoidasida, Haemosporida, Plasmodiidae. Bases 1 to 600 code for a protein of 199 amino acids. The record is from RefSeq and is a predicted model, not a curated record.
AUGCAAAAGUUUAUUGACAAAAUUAAGUUGCAAAAUUUGCAGGAGCAAAUCCCUAAGAGCCAAAUAUUAAUAUCCAAGAAAAUAUGCUUUAAUAAUAUAUUGGGGAAAAAAAAAAUAGAAGAAGAGAAAUUGGAAAACAAUAAAUUAUUAAAAGAUGUAGAAGCAUACUAUAAUUAUACCUUAAAAAAAAAAGCUCUUUUUGUAGUUUUAAAUGAGUAUUAUAGAAAGCAAAGCAUAUUUUUCCUCUUAAAAUUUAAUGAAAUGCAAAGAAAAAGGGAACAAGUCUUUAGAUCAUUAUUAGUGAAUAAGUACAACCGUAAAAUAACGAAAUGCGUUAUUAGUUCGCUAAGCAUAUUCAAUGGCAUAAUGAAAAAAAAAAUUCAUAGAGUUAAAAUGAAGCUGUUUUAUGGAUGGGCAAGUUUAACUAAAAAAAUAUUAAACAAUAAAUUUGAAGAAGCAUAUAUCUAUCAUAUACUGAGGAAAAAGAAAAGAAUAUUUUUUUUAUGGAAAAGAUUAGUUAAUGAUGAAAAACUUUUUAAAAAUGUAGAUAACAUUUUUCUUUCUUUAGAGGCAAUUGCAUCUUCGUGGUUAAAAAAUUAA